This is a messenger RNA of Vigna umbellata (rice bean), 1295 nucleotides long. Lineage: Eukaryota; Viridiplantae; Streptophyta; Magnoliopsida; Fabales; Fabaceae. The record is from RefSeq and is a predicted model, not a curated record.
CGCAACCAAUGAUGAGACUAUACAAUCAAUAACGCGCUAUCAAACACUACAAACCUGGUUGUUUUUCAACAACGAUGCUUUUUGACACAGUCCAACCCUGCUUUUUCUUCUGCAGGUGUCUGUGUCCGUGUCCGGUACUCCUCUUUUCUUCCUUUUCCUCACUUUCCCCACACCCAUAACCUCUCACUGACAUGGCCGAUUCCAAAGUUGAAACCAUUUCCCGAUUAGCCCAAUGGAGAAUCGACAACUUUGGACCCUGCUCCUACAAAAAAUCCGACCCUUUCAAGCUCGGAAUUUGGAACUGGUACAUUUCCAUAGAACGGAACAGGUACCUCUACAUACACAUCUUUCCUGAGCCUUCUCGGCUUUCCAAGGAACAGCCGCCUGUAGCUCGCUUCAUCCUACGAGUCUCCAACAACUCUGGCCCUACCCGCAAGUUUUACAUCUCCCCUGGUCUGUGCCACACUGCUACUCCCUUGUUCCCUCUCCUCUUUAAUAGUCAAAAUUUUGAAUUGGGGUUUUUGCUUUCUGCUAUUCAAUCUUAAUGUUUAGACCAACAUGGUGUGCAAUAUGUUUGUCAAAUAAUAAUUGAUUUUCAAAUGUCUAUGAAAUAACAUCAGUUGUGAGAACGUAGUUUCUUAAAUGAUUUUUAAUACGUCGAGGAACUAGUCUGUGAUGUGAAAGAUUACUAUUUGACUAUCGGCCGAAGAUACCCUCUGUACCCCAAAACUCUUAAUAUUGAGAUAGGGAGUGGUUCAAUCUAUUUCCAUGUCGGUGUGUUUGGAAUAACAUAUGUUGGGAGAAGGGAGCUUCUUAAAUUGGUUUUCUGACCAAAAGAAUUAGUCUUUGAUACGUGGUUCUCAGCUGAAGAUAUCUUGGGUGCCAAACCAAAUCUUCAUAUUAAAAUACUGAGACUUUAUUGAUCAUGUGAAAAUAUUUGAUCCUAUGUCAUAUGAGUAUCCAUGUGUGUUGUAUGUUUUGGGAGUGAAACAGACGGAAGAUGGAUGUUGAUUACAAAAGAUAUGGCAGAAUAUUUGAUGGAGACUAUACCUGUAGACUAAGAUUUUAGAUUCCGAUUUUCCUUACUUAGUAGUUAUUAUUGUGUGGCUAUUAUCAAGAAAUCAAGUCCUUGGUUAAGUGAGUUGAGACUCCUAAGAUAAAACAGGUUGUAAAGAUUGGUUCAUUAUUAUUGAAUAUAGUAAAAAUGAGGUAUAAGAUUAAUCUCCGCUUCUGUAAAAAAGUACAUAUAGGAUAUUAUAUUUAUAAUAAUGAAAAUAUGGGUUAAGUCCAAAAUA